CAAGCGCUAUGAUGCCCAUAAAAUCGAAACCCAUCCCCUCUGCUGGUUACGUGUAUCCAGUCACGUUCGAGCAUUCGACCAUGGAUAACUGGUAUCAGACAGAAAAGGCGGAGCAAGGUUUCAAGUAUGCUACGAGCCUCGUGAAACCAAUUUUAACUUUCCUCGGCGUUUGGCCUCUCCCACCUGACUCACACCUGUCCUCAAAAAUUAUACAAAAGAUCGCACAAUUUGUCGCAUACUUUUUAUUCUUUUUCAUGCUGACACCAACUUUCCUGUAUACAGUCCUAAAGGAGAAAAAUCCGAAAGUGAAAAUGAAACUUCUCGGUCCGCUAGUUCUGUGCGGCAUGCAGGUGCCUAAAUACACUAUUCUCCUGUAUCGAUCAAAGGAAAUUCAGGAGAGUUUAAAAGCGAUUAAACGUGACUGGAUUGCCGCGACCGAGGAAAAUCGACUGAUUUUCCUCGAGAAGGCGAAAACCGGUAGAAGUAUAGUGUUGACCGUCGCGAUUACCAUUUAUGGCGGUGGACUAUGCUACCGGACGAUCAUACCCCUUCUCAAAGGGCCGAUUACGCUACCUGAUAACACCACCAUAAGACCCUUACCUUUGCCCUCGUACUACGUAAUUUUUGACGCUCAGCAAUCUCCAAACUACGAGAUAAUCUUCGUGAUGCAAGUCCUGUCCGGAUCUAUACUUUACUCGGCCAUCACCGGAACAUGCGGAAUCUCGGCAAUCUUAGUUCUUCACAUUUGCAGCUUGUUAAGGAUUCUGGCGAACAAAAUGAAACAGCUUGCAGAGAACGACGACAUGACCGAACGGGAAGUGCAGCGAAGAAUCACAGAUAUCGUGAACUAUCAGACGAGCAUAAAACAAUUUUCAUACAACAUUCAAAAAAUUACAGAAUACAUUUGUCUAAGCGAAAUUCUAGGCGGUACGACUAUGAUGUGCCUCGGCGGAUAUUACAUUCUCUUGGAGCUGGAUAAUAAUAAUACCACGAUAAUGGUGGUCUACCUCACUCUGGAAAUAUCUUGUACUUUUUGUGUUUUCAUACUCUGUUACAUCGGCCAGCUUCUUCUCAAUGAAGUAACAUGCUUUCAUUUAACAUUUAUUACAAACUGUAAAAACUCUGAAUAUAUUUAUUAUUCUAAAUACUUUCUGAAAGAGUCAGAUCGUGGGUCAAGCAUCUUGUACGGUGAAUUGGUAUCGACUUCCGAUGAAACACGCGCGUUCGUUAAUAUUGUUAAUCGUCGUGUCGAAUUACCCGAUGAGACUCACGGCUGGAAAGAUGGUAGAGAUGUCCCUGGGUACUUUUACAAGCAUCUGCAAAUUGUCAAUGGGAUACUUGAACAUACUGCGGGAAGUCGUAUAAAACUUUCAUCCGUCGUGAAUAGUGCGUGACACGUUACUCCUCACUAGAAAUUGGAAACAUGUAUCUCCGAUGUGAAGCCGUUCUCAUUUUUUAAAUAAAAGCUAGUAUUAACAAAGGAACAAAUCGUUUCCAAUCCAUCUCACGCACUCCGCUUCAUAUAUUACUUACACUUCACCUUUCGAGGAAUUGUCAACCGUGGCAUUAAAAGAGAAAAUUGUGUAAACUCUUUCCAAGGUUUCUACAGUGUACCAUAUUUUCUAUAACUGCUAUCCUGAUGUCCCGAUGCAUACACGAUAAUCAUAGUCUGCCUUCAGUUCUGCGCAUUUCUCCGGCG
Messenger RNA from Ceratina calcarata, 1699 nucleotides. Its product is annotated as odorant receptor 4-like. The record is from RefSeq and is a predicted model, not a curated record. Gene Ontology annotation, biological process: sensory perception of smell; detection of chemical stimulus involved in sensory perception of smell. The coding region runs from base 9 to 1394 and encodes 461 amino acids. NCBI's taxonomy places the organism in Eukaryota, Metazoa, Arthropoda, Insecta, Hymenoptera, Apidae. Gene Ontology annotation, cellular component: plasma membrane. The transcript has 4 exons. Gene Ontology annotation, molecular function: olfactory receptor activity; odorant binding.